Messenger RNA from Haemonchus placei, 465 nucleotides. The record is from the annotation of a GenBank genome assembly. NCBI's taxonomy places the organism in Eukaryota, Metazoa, Nematoda, Chromadorea, Rhabditida, Trichostrongylidae.
AUGCUACUUGAGAUAGAAUCCAUUACGAUAGUCUUGCCUACCGAUGGAGUACCACUGAUCGCAAACGGUACUUAUAAGACGUGGCAACUGUUAGUUGCCCUGGAAAGGAAUCUACAGCCGGGUGGGACACUUCUGUUCUUCCCCAGCCCGUAUGAGGAUCACAAAUGUGAAGUGUGUUCGGUUCAUGACCAUACCGGAUCGAAGAUUCGAAGCCGUGGUGAGAAACCACUACUCGGAAUGCUGGAAACCGUUUCGUAUACCCAUCCUGCGAUUUGCCUCAGAACGGCCCCGCGCUCCAAGAGGACCCCCAUUCAUUGGCCGCCGGAUUAUCUUGUACCGGAGAAAAUGCGUGUGAUCAUGAGCGACAUCCUCAGACUGGAAGAGUUCAAACCAGCAGGACCAGCUCAAGGAGAAACGCUGGAAGGAGCAAGCAGCCAAGAGGAGGCGACGUCGCAACGAAUUUAA